Rotaria sp. Silwood1 is the source of this 231-nucleotide messenger RNA. The record is from the annotation of a GenBank genome assembly. Lineage: Eukaryota; Metazoa; Rotifera; Eurotatoria; Philodinida; Philodinidae.
AUGGCAACUAAUAGUGAAAAUUCACCUGGUCAUGAAUCAGUUGUUAUAGACAAUGAUGAAGGAAUAAGUGUUGAGAGUAAUCGAACGACUAUUCAUAUCAAAAAAAAAGGUGUUAAAGGUAGCUUUAUACCGUCAAUCGAUUUAAACACUUUGGUUUUAUCAAGUGAUAAAACUGAAUGGCCUAAAAUUUUCGCACGAGAAGCUUCAAUAAUUGAUCAAGUUCGUCCAUAG